AAUUUGUAGAAAAUUAUCAAUAAUUAGUUGAAAAAAGAAUAAAUUGAAAAUUUAAAGUUCGGACAGAUUAUUUCGAUGGGUCAUCCCAUCCUACCGAAAGUUACAAUAGAAGAUUUCACUCUGUCUAGGUGGUAACUUCCAGGUAGGGAGGAGCCUGUCGUCAGAAACCCCGGACCUGACCAGUAUGGACUCCGGGAGUAUUUCAUGUGAAAAGACUGUGAUGAACCACAUAGGUGGCAAUGACAUUCCAGGGCCUGAAUCGCGGAUAUGACCUCUGCAUCGUUGGUAGGAGGGGAGCCGGGCGGUGGGGAGUCAUGCACGGGACAGGAGAGCGGGAGGCGUUGAGGAGGAAGGCGUCCACGCCGGUCAACUUCAGGUUCUUCGAGGACACCGACACCGAAGAGAAGAUCACCAUAUCGUCGGCCUUGGACCGUGGCCACCUCACCAGGAACAAAAGCAGGAGCAGCAACAGAGGUGCAACAAGAAAGCUCAGGAGAAGAGCAGUCUUAAAGAAUGGAGACUGCAAUGUUACUCAGGUUCACAUUUCUAAAAGAAGAAGGAGAUAUCUUCAGGAUAUUUUCACUACACUUGUUGACAUUCAGUGGAGGUGGACUCUUCUUGUUUUUGCCUUAAGUUUUCUUCUCUCAUGGCUAGUAUUUGCUGCGAUAUGGUGGUUGAUAUCUUAUACCCAUGGAGACCUGGACCCUCAUGAUGAUACCUGGACCCCUUGCGUGGACAACAUCAAUUCUUUUACUUCCUGCUUUCUGUUCAGUGUUGAGAACCAGCAUACUAUUGGAUUUGGAGGACGUGCAACUACAGAAGAAUGUCCUGAAGCAAUAUUUGUUAUGUGUCUUCAGAGUAUAACUGGUGUCUUUAUACAGGCUUUCAUGGUGGGUAUUGUGUUUGCUAAAAUGGCACGGCCUAAGCAAAGAACUCAAACACUGUUGUUUUCAAGAAAUGCUGUUAUUGCAAUGAGAGAUGGUCUAUUAUGUUUGAUGUUUCGAGUUGGUGAUAUGAGAGAAAAAUCCCAUUUGAUUGGAUCAUCUGUUAGAGCUCAGCUUGUUCGACCCCAUACCACUAAAGAGGGAGAAGUUUUGUCUCCUUUUCUCUAUGACCUAAAGGUUAAGGCAGAUAACUAUGAUUCUGAUGUUUUCCUUAUCUGGCCUACUGUUAUCGUGCAUGAGAUUGAUUCCUCAAGCCCUCUUUAUGAACUGGGUGCUGCAGACAUGAUUAAUGAGAGAUUUGAGAUUUUAGUUAUAUUGGAGGGUACAACAGAAAGUACUGGACAGACAACGCAGGCAAGGACAUCAUAUGUUGCUUCUGAAAUACUCUGGGGACAUAGAUUUCAGCCACUGGUUGCCUUCAAUAGGGCAAAGGGGACAUACCAGGUGAACUUUGGCCUCUUUCACAAUACAUAUCAAGUGGACACUCCAUUGUGCAGUGCCAGGAAUCUCGAAACAUUCUUGGAAGGGACCGACAUUGAAUUGUGACAGGACCGCCCGCUCCCAGCCAUCGGAGCGCAGACUUGGAUCCAGUUAACCGACUUUUCGAUUUCUGUUUGAAUUAGGAAAUAGUAAAGUUGGUAGAGGUUUAGGGUUUUACCAUUCCUUAGUAGAUCAUAGAAGCAUGAAGACCUGUAGAAAAUAUAUACCAAUAUAAAACUACUUUUUUUUAAUACACUUUUCAAGGAGUACAAAUUUAUUUAUUGAUCAAUUAUAUUGUUGAUUUAAUUACAAAUGAUUUUUUCAAGAAUUUAAUCUGUGCCUUGGAACAAAAAGGACGUAAGUCUAAAAUUUUGAAAUUUAAGUGAACUGCAUAAAAGAAAUUAGGGCAGGGUACAAAUAAAUGUAAUAUAUUUAAAAUUCAAAAUUUUGGAGAUUGGAUCAUUUUGUUCCAAGUUAUAGAAAUCAGUUUUCAAUUAAAAUUAUCAAAAUUUUACUCAUUAUUUGUUUCAAUUUUAAAAAAAAUAUUUUAUUCCAUUUUUUUCUUUUUUGAAGUACUUCUCAGGUUGGAAAAUCAAAAAGAUAUUAUUUAGAAUGUAAAUAAUAUUUAGUUUUUCAUAAGCUAAUUGUACUUUUUAAUGCCAUAUUCAUCAUGCAAUGCUGGAAUCAGUGAGAUUACUUUACAAGUAUUUUAUUUUAAUUUGACACACCUAUAAAAAUUAAUAAUUAUAUUUUUAUACUUUAAUUGGUAUUAUAGCUUCAUUUUCACAGCUAUUGUCUUUAAAUUAAUUGGUAUAAAAGUAUUGAAGUUGUAUGAAAUAAUUUAUUUUCCUAAUUUCUUUCAUUUCAAAGCAGACUACAGAAUUAAUAAUUAACAGUAAUUAGAAAUCAAGUUAAUGAAAUAUUUAACUUACAACAUGUUUGUAAUUUUAUUUUUGCUUAAACUAUAUGCAUUAAUAUAGGCUGUCUCAUCAUGCUUCUAUAAUCUAUGAUUUAAUUACCACAUUCGCAUAAGAGGCAAAUUAAAAUAAAAUAAUUAUCAUUAAUUAUUCUUCCAUUGUAAAAUGAAAUUAGUAACUUUAGAGCAUAGGUAAGAUGUAAUAAUUAAUGUUUGUAAAUAUUUGUAAUUUGUAUUAUGAAACGUUGAUAUUUUAAAAAUUGCUGAAUUUCCAUAGGCUAAAAUAAAAUUGUUUGAAACUGUAUAGUUAAUUAAAACAUCAAUAAUUUAUUAUAGUUUUUAAAAAAAUAGUGUUUAGAUGAAAUGUUGAGCUUAAUUUUAUUAUUAUAUAACUAGAUAAAAUUAUUUUAUCUGAUUGAUUGUUGUACUAGUUUGUACAUAUAUGUAUGUACAUGUAAGUAUAUGUAUACAUGAGUGUGUAUAAAAAAAAAUUAUUUGUCAUUUUUUUUAAAUGAUAAAAAAAAUGGAAGGCUGUAUUUGACUAUGUUUAUAACAAUUUUUGAAGACAUGUUUUUUGUGAUGUAAACUUUAUUUUCAAAUUUUUAAAAAUUUGGAUGUUUCAAUUACCUAUUGGCUUUUGAAUAUACAUAUAUUUUAAUAUGUGAUUAAUUAAUCUGUGUAAUUUUUAUAUCAAAUUGUAUAUAAGAGGAUGAAUGUUAAUAUUAAUAUAGUGUAUGGCACCUGCUCUUUAGAGGUGAAGCUCAAGUGCAAGACAAAAGCAUAGUAAUUACAUAUAUAUUUAUAUAUUUUACAUAACCCCAUAAUUUACCCAGAGAGGCCAUAAUUCUAAAUAUUUAUUUUUUUUUAAUCCAUGCACAAAAUUUGAAAUUAAAUUAAAGAAUCAAUAUAAAUAUGUAUUAAACAUUUAAAAUAAAUUAAAUAUUUAAUAACAAUAAAAGUGAAGAUAAUUUGGAGCAUUAUUCGAGAGAUUGUGAUAAAAAUUAUUCUUCUUAAACUAAAAGUGUUUAAUGGAGAAAUAUAUAUUAUAAGAAUGAAAUAAUUAUGUAGGAAUUAAAAAAAAAAAUCGUGAUAAUAUUUGUCAUUUCAUUAAGGUAGUUGAAAUUUUAAAAAUUGUAGCAUAUUUAAAAAAUGCAUUGCAAGCUAUUGAAUUGUAAAUUUAUUGAUGGGUCGUUCAAUUUGAAAUCACCUAAAACCUUGGCAUCGAUAUUCUUGAUUUUCAUGAGUUUUGGUAUGUUAGUUAUAACAACUAAACACAUUAACCUAUUUUUUAAAUAUCUUUUACCUGAGUCUUUUUUUUUUUUAAUAUUGAUGCAAGUUUUUACUAUAAUGGAUUCUGAAUUUAAUUUUAGAGCUAAACUUUUUAUUUAACAAUGGAGAUUACAGGAAAAAUAAUGCUUUUUGGGAUAAAAUGUUUAUAUUUUUUCUUGAUACGUGUUUACAUUUAGUAACUGAAAUACCAGUGCUAUAAUUUAAAAAUAAAACAAUUUUUGUAAGUAUUUGGCUCUGAUAACUCAUAGAAACAAUUAAAAAAUCAUUGAAAAACAAUUUUUUUUGAGGGGGCAGGAGGAGGAUUCACCUCGAAAGCCUUCCUUUAAAUUGUUGGUGAGUUUGUUACAAUUUAGUAUUUGUUAAAAUAUCAACUUGAAGAAAAAUAAUUGCAAUAAAAUCCUCAUAUAAAUUAUAAAACGUUUUAACAAGAUAAUUGUUUCAUAUUAUUUUACCUAUUUAUCCUAUAACAAGAGAUGAAUAAACAAAAUUUAAAGUGAAAAUUAGGUCACUCUUUCUCUUUCUUUUUAUAUAAUGAAUCAUAUAGCACUAACUUAGUGUCGGAAAACAAUAUGAAAAUGUAAUAAGCUUUAAUCUGAACUAUGAAACAUCUCUCUAGCACUUGUUUGUAAACCUAUGAGUCUUUUUAUGAUACAAAACUUGGUGAGAUUUGACUAUUUCUUACAUUUUUAAAGAUUUAUACUAAAUGAAAUAUUCAAGAAAAAAUGUUUUAAAAAAUGGAUUUAUAAUGUAUUUAGCUGUUAUAAUACCAACACCCAAAAUAAUGAAAAUCGGAAUUAUGCAGGUUAAAAUUUAUUUUUCAUUGGGAGAUUUAACAUGUAAUGACCUUGAAGAAUAUUGUGUCUGAAAUAUUUAUGUAAUAAUUGUGAUGUAAAUAUUUUUUAUAAUCGGUAGAUUGAAGCUUGUGUUUUAAACAUAAUAAAAUAUAUGAAUUUAACUAUGGAUCGUUGAUAGAAACUCAUCUGUAAUAUUUUGAACAUUAAUGUUAGACUUUAUGGGAAGUUAUAAUUUUUUAAAUCAAAGAAGUAUUAUCAUUGUGAUAAUCAUUUAUUUGUUAUUGUUUAAUUACAAAUGUUUAUAAUAGGCAAGCAUUUAAUGCAGCCUUAAAUAUUGUUUCAUUUUAUAUUGUAAUAAUGUUUAUAUGCAGUUCAUUGACCAUUGUAAAUUAUUUAAAACUAAUGUUUAUAUUAAAUAUUUAAAGCUCAUUCUAACAUUUAUUUCCAAAUUAACAAACCCUGGUAUAAAAUACUUUUGAGAUUACUGUUUUUUUGUUUGUUUUUUUAUGGUUGUUAUAAAAAAGUUAUAUAUGAAAAAAGUAAUAAAUCAUGAAUAUUUUUCAAAGAAUGUAUUGUAAUUAAUUGUCUGUUACAGUGAUAAAGGUAGAUUAAUAAAAUAUAUAAAUGUAUACAUGUAUACACAGUGCUGGCACAACAGGACAAUUGCCUCGAGGCGCUGAUCUGGAAGGGCACGUGCCAGAGGCACUGAUCAUCACGGUUGUUCGCCAUUUGUUCCAAAUUAGAAUAAUAUAUACAAAACUUAUUAAAAUAAUUAGUUUCAGCCGAUUAAUAAAGGAACUGCAUUUGAGAAACAUUGAAUGAAAUAAAAUUUAAAUACUCCAUAAUAUAAAACAGCUUAAGAUAUAAAUAAAUAUUUUAGGGAGAUGAAGAUGAAUUCAUCCUAACAUGAAUUACAUAUGCUUCAACAAGUUAGGAACAAAAGAUUAUAAACAUUCAACAAAUUGGUUAAAUUUAUUUAUAUAUAUAUAUUUUCAGUUAACACAAUUAUUUAAAUCAGAGAUAAUCUAGUCUUAAGAUAAUAUUACUUACAAAAAUACUUAAAGAAAGUUUAUUUUGUAGCUGGAAACACAACUCACCCAAGAAAAAUAGUCAAUAUUCACUUGUAAAUAUAGAAAUAAAUAUGGAAUAGUGUAAUUUUAAAAUGAUUUUAGUCUAGUUCAGAUUGUUUAUGAGGAUGGAAGUUAAAAAUUUUGAAAUAAAAAUACUAGUUAAUAAAACCAUUUCUUAACACAAAUUAUUAUUUUUUUUUAUAAAACGGAAAUAAAUCUUCAUAAUAGAAUGAUAAAUCAUUAUUUGAAAUUGCUGUAAGGACU
Messenger RNA from Nezara viridula (southern green stink bug), 5758 nucleotides. Lineage: Eukaryota; Metazoa; Arthropoda; Insecta; Hemiptera; Pentatomidae. The record is from the annotation of a GenBank genome assembly.